This is a messenger RNA of Erinaceus europaeus (western European hedgehog), 2047 nucleotides long. It is a transcript of the gene ALKBH2, whose product is annotated as alkB homolog 2, alpha-ketoglutarate dependent dioxygenase. The transcript is spliced from 4 exons. Bases 285 to 1073 code for a protein of 262 amino acids. Gene Ontology annotation, biological process: DNA repair. The record is from RefSeq and is a predicted model, not a curated record. Lineage: Eukaryota; Metazoa; Chordata; Mammalia; Eulipotyphla; Erinaceidae.
UCAUUGCAAAACACACACUCAUGCCUGAGGCACCCAACUCCCAGCACCACCAUAAACCAGAGCUGAGCUGUGCUCUAGUAAAAUAAUAAUCAUCAUCAUAAAUCAAUGAGCAGGGAUUGGAGAGAAGUUUCCAGUAGCUGCUGGGGCUGGGGGUGGCUUUAAAAGAAAAUCCAGGACCAGGUCUAACCGUGGAAGAGGAUCUGUGUAACAGCGAGCAGAGAUUUUUACAGCUGGGAGUUUGCACCUGCCUGACAGCCCCCCCCCCUCCUCCCGCCGGGUCUCUGAUGAUCAUGGACAGGUUCCUGGUGAAGGGGGCGCCAGGGGGCCUUCUGGGAAGGAGGGAGACACGGCAGACAGCAGAAGGCCGGGCAGAGUUGGAGGGAGAAGAGGAAAGCAGCAGGAAGAGGCGAAGGAGAGAGGCCCCUGGGGAUGGAGUGGCCCCCACAGCCCCCAGCUGGCAGCCCAUCCGAGCCCAGAGCCUGAACUGUGACUACACGGUGCUGUUCAGCAAAGCUGAGGCCGACGAGAUUUUCCGAGAGUUGGAGAAAGACCUGGAAUAUUUUACAGGUGCGCUGGCCAGGGUGCAGGUGUUCGGUCGGUGGCACCCCAUCCCGAGGAAGCAGGCGACCUACGGCGACGCGGGGCUGACCUACAUGUUCUCCGGCCUCACUCUGACCCCCAAGCCCUGGAUCCCUGUUCUCCAGCGUGUCCGGGACCGAGUCAGUCUGGUGACAGGACAGACCUUCAACUUCGUGCUUGUCAACAGAUACAAAGAUGGCCUCGACCACAUCGGGGAGCACCGAGAUGACGAGAAGGAGCUGGCCCCCGGGAGCCCCAUUGCCUCCGUCUCCUUUGGGGCCUGCAGAGACUUCUUGUUCCGGAACAGGGGGUCUCGCGGGAAGAAGGCCUCCGGGAAGGCGGAGGUGGUCAGGCUCCAGCUGGCCCACGGGAGCCUGCUCAUGAUGAACCCCCCGACCAACACGUACUGGUACCACAGCCUGCCUGUGCGCAAGAAGGUUCUGGCCCCCCGGGUCAACCUGACGUUCCGUAGGAUGCUGCCUGCUCUGAAGUGAGCGUGUCUGUGGCCAUUAGUGAUUCCACUCCCCCCCUUCUAUCUUGACUCAGAGGGAGCUGGCCUCUCUGACGAGGAACGUGAGAGAGGUCUGACCAUAGGACAGCGAUGCUGGGUGUGGGAAGAGGGGCUGGGAUCAUGUCUGUAGAUAGUAAAGGUGGCUUUUUUCCUAGCAAAAUGACUCUUUUAUUGCUAUAUUACACAGCAGAUACAAAAGGGACCUUGAGCCAAUGCUUACGUCAGCAGGUAAUAGGGCCUAGACCACUAUCAGUAGCUUAACUUAAAGCUCCAAGUAAAGAUGAUUUGGUCGUACUUAGUAGCUAAUAAUUUACAAAACAAGGAAGUCAGCUUUAAGUCAGGUCAAGAGACUGCACCCAGUCAUCACUCAAUGUUUACAAACGCGUUGGCUCAAACGCCUCUGGCCAAACAUCUGCUCGAAUCCACAUGCUCACAGACUGGCCCUCUGCACGCCGACCUUGUUCACCGACAUUUCAGAGAGAAAGCGGCAGGACGGUGACUCCUCAAAGUUGAGACUACGCAGUGUGCUGUGAGGUCCCCAGUCUGGGUGUUUGUCCCACCAGACUUGGGCAAAACAGGAAUGAGUGUGUUUCAGCAUCAGAGCGGGGUCAGAGGGGGAACCAGGGAGGAGUGGACAGUCGGGGGCCAGGCUGCUCCUUCCCCGACGUUCCGGCCUGCAGAACCUUUGGUUCAUUCUCCAGUGCCUUGGCCUGAGUCCUCGGGAAGGGCACAGCCAUCUCUUGAGCCUCUUGCACUGUUGAGUGGACACUGGGGAGGUAGGUGUCCAAGUGUGUCCAGGCCUGUCCGUCAGCUCACCCCCUUCAGAGGAAGCCCUGGGGGACUGACCCAUGCUUGGAUCCGAUGGACUCCAAACCUUAUCUCAGAAAGUCCUUUGGAACUUGGUAUCCUUUUUAGAAACAGAAAUAAACCUGUAAAUAAAUCUAGCAGGAACAUAAA